Molecule: messenger RNA, 4300 nt
Organism: Salmo salar (Atlantic salmon)
Lineage: Eukaryota; Metazoa; Chordata; Actinopteri; Salmoniformes; Salmonidae
Product: protein FAM110C
Source: RefSeq, a predicted model, not a curated record
CCGUUUGCACAGCGCCCUACCUGCCCACUCACAACUGUGCCACGGAGUCGCACGGCUGCUACAACGUAAACUACCCGGUGUUCUGGCAGUCUGCGCAAGAAGCGGACGCAGCACAGCAGACAAGAAGCGUGGAGCACUAGCGGUCUGUCAGUCCGACUAUCUGUCGAAUAAACUAGGCUACACAAGAAGCAGAGCAGAUAACCACUCGGACAGAUCCAUGUCCCGUCCCAGCGGUUGAAAAGAACAGAAAGAAACUAGAGGACACCUUCACAUGCAUGAAGAGCAACAGAACACAAGGGACUGUGAGUGCAUGUGAGGUGAGGACAAGGACAAGUCCUUCAUCCGUCAACGUCAGAAGUGUCCCGGUGCCGCCCACCCUCAGGUCACCUUAACCACGACGGAGGCCGAACAAAUAGGCGUCUCUCAACCCAGCGUCCCUCAGACUGCCUGCCUUCACAAAGCAAAUAUUUGUGGCCAUUAUAUCUCAUUUCCCAGGGCUAACCUUCAGUGAAAAGAUCAACGGAAAAGGAGUGAUCGCUCAGAGAGAGACGGACAGAGAGCAAAAGAAAGUAAGGGGGAGGGUGAAAAAUAGUAACCCUUUCAAAGUGAACUCUGCCUGCUAUUUCUGCUGCGCUGUGGGCAGGAGAACAUCCCAUUUGGGAGUGCUGUUGGCCAGUGGCAAAAGGAUUUCUCUGCACCCUGCCCAUUUAUCCAAAUGCCUGUGUAAAUACUGGAUAGAGAUAUCAAUUUGUCUGGGCUCCAAUAGUUCCCAAAAAGAGACUAUAAGCUAUCUAUAGAAAGCUCCACAACAAACUUGGCCUCUGUGGUCACAGAAUUGCCACCUAGUUAUUUCCUCAGUAGAGAGAUUCAGGAACUGUGAGUGAGAAUGGGAGCUGCUAUGCUUUAGUUCUGAAGCAGAAAGCUUACUGAAAAGCUCACACCAGACUAGAACUUGAAAGGUACAACAAUAGAUCCAGGGGGAACACCUUUCGCAACUAGCUGCAGGAGAAGGCAGCCAUUUUGGGGCUGCUGUUUUGAUGUCUUUACCCAGAAGGGUGGAGCACCAUGAAGCCGCUAACACCCAUAGGAUCCCCCUCACCUCUGAGGCUCCUCAACAAGGGCCCGGACUACCUGCGUAGACAGAUGGAGGGUGGGGGCCAGGGCCGUUCCAUCAGCGCUGUAGAGAGACUAGAGGCAGACAAGGCCAAGUACGUUAAGAGUCAGCAGGUCAUCAACACCAAACAAGAGCCCGUCCUGGUGCCCUGCACACCACCUCCUCCACACCGUCGUCCCCACACCGUGCCUGGGAGCCUCACACCACGACUGCCACCCCGCCGAUCCUCUGCUCCUUUCACCACCCUGCCCGGCCCCCUCACCGUACGAGAUGAGAACGAGAAUGAUGACUCGAGGAAGGAGAAUCGGAGGACUUCGGUGGAUGUGGAAGCACGGAACAGGAGUAACGCCAACAAGGUGACCCCACCCAGCCCCAGGACCCCCAGGACUCCACCCUCCGUACCCCUGGUAGCCCCUCACAGUGCCCCCAUCCUCAGGAGGAGCACCGGUAAGCGCAUGCUGCGGCCUGACUCCCUGGUCAUCUACCGGCAGAAGAAAGAGUGCAAAAGCCUGCCUAAUGGUGGCAUUGUAUUGGGGAACUCCAACAUGGAGAUAAAGGGGUACAACUUUGUCCGCCGCCUCUUCCAGGGCUCCAUGCGGGAGAAGAGUGGCGGGGGCGAGGGGGGCACCCAGAAGAUGGUGAUCAACGAGGAGAAGGCUCUGUCGCGGGAUGGGGACUCACGCAUGUCCUGGACCAAUGACAAGGACACCGUGGACGGGGGACAGGUAGGGCCAGGUAGCCGGAGAUCCAGUAAGACGGACCAUGAGCGCUCACCGCUGCCCAGCCCUGGCCUCAGCCCUGGCUUCAGUUGUACACCAGAGCAGACUAAGAAUGGUGUUAGCUGUGUUUGCUAUGGCACCACCAAUGGUACCAGAAACGGCAAUGGCAUCACCAAGGGCAAUGACGUAAGUGACCACACUGACAACGAGGCGGACAUCUGGAAGCGGGUGCCGCCGCCACCGCCCCCGCGGCGGCGUUCAGGACUACAACGCUCCAAGUCAGAUCUGCUUCUGCGAUGCUCAGUGGCGUUGUCUGACCAGGAGCAUUUCUUUGACUACUGUGGGCUGGACCUGGACAUGGUGGACCGGCUGGGGCCUGAGAACUUCCUGGGUGGGGCCAGCGACGUAGACACACUCUCAUUGGUGCUGAGGAGCAUAGGGGGAGGGGGAGGUGGCUCGGUGCCCAGCGAGUUCUCCCGCCACUCAGGAGAGGCGGGGCUUUUCCAGGAGGAGGUGGCGGAGAAGCUGACCACGGGGGUGUCAAUCAUCGAGAGGAACGCCCGUGUCAUCAAGUGGCUCUACAGCUGCAAGAACGCAGCACAGGAGGGGCCCAAAGAGUCCACUGUUUAGACACCCCUUCUCUAAAAGAAGACAUGUUCCCCUAUGACUGAAGGACAGAGACUUUGUUAUUGUACUGUAAUCCUUAGUCUUCUCCCAAGUUGAUAUGCUGUAUUUAUAUGUCCAAUGGGAAGUGUGGGGGGUGUGGAUGGCCUACACCUUAUUUUCAAGUGGAAUCCUUUACCCCUGCAUAUGUUAGUGUCAGUGAGUGUGUGAUUGUGUUGGAUAUGGCUUUCCCACCCACUCCCUAUCCUAACUAAUAGGUAUUGUCGGAUCUAUAGUGACUGACAGCCUCCCCUAAGCUCCGCUCUGACUCUACAACCAACAAUAAGGCACAUCAAUGAGAAAACAACAGGCACAGAUGAGGCUGUAUUUAGUGCCAUGGACGCACAACAACACAACCCUACACUCUUCUCUCGAAUAUAUGAAUAAUUUAGAAUGGAAAACCACAGGUUUUUUUCUGAACUGGAGUGAACCAUGAGUACCUCAUUCCGAACUGUGCCAGUUCAGUUUGUGUGUUGCUUUUUUUUUUCUUCUUAAACGCAGGCGUUGGAACAGGCACGCGAGGGACCCCUAUGGGGUCGUUAAUGCACUGAACUGGACGAAAAGUGUGAGAGAGAGAGGAAACGAGUGAGAGAGAGAAAGAGAAACAGCUUUAUAGGAGACUCCUCUCCUAUUAAACACUGAGCAUAAUACUUUAGAGACAGUACUACCGGGACAGUAGUAUUAGACAAGGAGGGACGCGGGGUCGGUUAUUUUGAUCCUACAGCACCUCUGAACCUUACCCCAAAGAGAGCUAACUCUUACACAGAAACUACUGACCACUGAUACGUUAGUUGUGAUACAAUUGCAAUUGAUUUUGACAGCUACAGAUGUGUAACUGGCUGGCAGCGAACUCUGCAUUGCCUUUACACCUGUUGCUGCUGUGUAAGCUACCUUGUUGCCCUUGGAGGUAGAAAUUAAAGUGUGAUAUGUUCUUUUACUGGAUAACUAGUCAAUUCCUUGUGGAAGAAAGUUACUUUUUACUUUGUGACCACAAAAUAUUCACUUAAAGGGCAUUUUAAAUUCCUCAUCAAACAAAGAUCAUUUUGUUUCUGUUUUCAUGUAACAGAUUUCACCAUAGUAGGUGUUCAAAGUGUAAGGGACCAUGAGCUAUCAGGUUGCCAAAUAUUUGAGGGUGACACCUUCACAGAGCUGACGUUUACAGAGUCCCCCAGACUCCCUCGAGGGUGGGGGUUGGGGUUCAUCUCCCCCUGGGGCCAAUGGUCAUCUGGUUCUCCCCCACAGGAGACCCCAGGCCUGAGGGAGGAUGGCAAGGGGGUGCGAACUCCCUCUCUCCCCCUCUACCUCUAAAAGCUAUAGAUCCUACCUCACUUCAUCAAUCUGUCAUUGAUGCCCCUUUUAUCUAAAUGAAAAUUUCACUUUGAUCAGAGUUCUCCCAGGGAUAUCCCUAAAAAAUUUACUGAAGGUCCACGGGUGGUAUGUACAGGUUAGAGUGUGACCCGGAGAGAGAGAGAGAGGCAUUGGGUGGAGUAAUAUUGGACCUGAGGAAGGUCACAUGAUAGGCUAUGUAAUAAAUCAACAACCAAUCCCCUUUUAGAGCCAUGGUAUUUUCUCUCUGUAUGUAGCAUGGCGCCCAAACCAACUGGACCACCCCUUUAAACUGGAUUUGUGUUGGAAACUCCUCUGAGAAAACUGUUCUCUUGCAUCUUUACAAAACGGCUCUGUACAUUAUUCAAUCUAUGUUUUAUUUUCCAUAUAUGAGAGGUUCCAUUUUUAUUCCAAAGAGAAAUGUGUAUGAUGUUGUACACAGAACAUUUUAAGAAUAAAGUAAUAUUUGUGCAACAAA